UCAAUAGUAUCCAUCUGCAGACCCGCAGCACAGCCGUUUUAGAACCGCCGUUUCAGAACCGCUGUUUCAGAACCGGAAGUGAGGGGCGGAGCUAUUAACACCUAGAAAUGGCGGAGAGCACGAGACAUAUAACUAUUCAGAAUGGUGACGCAUUACCUGAGCUGCAGCAGUGCAACAAGUGUUGCAGCAAUUAUCACUGCCCUUUUUGCGCGGCCAGCGUGUUUAAGCCAGCCAAACUGGUCAAAUUAAAAACCCAUCUUCAAAGCCACUUUAACAAGGCAGUAGUCUGUGGAGGCUAUACUAUACACAGAUGUGGACUAGGAUGUAGACCAGCUCUACAUCACCACUGUCCAUACUGUGAAACAACAAUUUUAAAGAGAGGUGAUUUUGAAAAACAUGUACAGGUUUGCAAAAAAAACCCACCUCCAACUUCAGCCACAAUUCCAUCUCCAACCACUGCAGCAUUGACCAUACCAGCUGUGAGAGGGACACCAUCUUCAACCACUGCAGUGCUGACCACACCAGCUGUGAGAGGGAAACCAUCUCCUACCACUGCAGUUCUGACCACACCAUCUCCAACCACUGCAGUGCCAACUACACCAGCAGUCUUCUCAGGAAGGGUUUGUGUAAGGCCUGUGAUCAGAAAAAGAUGCCCAGUUUGCAAUAUCCUCAUUAAUAAAAGAAACCUAAAAAAGCACAUUGACUGCAAACACACAGAAGAGCCAAUACAGGACAUUAAUGCCACAUCCCAUCUUGAGAGCCAGUGCAUCGAUAGGACAAAUGGCAUAUUUACAGUUCUUAAAGUUACAAAGGGUCACAGUGUUCCUCUUCAUAUUCAGGUCAAGACAUGGGGAGAACAUCAUAAGGUCAUUUGUGAAUCACAUGAAUGUCAGGUCAGUAUGGAAGUUGCACAGAGAAGUGGCCUGUCAUCAUACCAGUGCAAACACAUCCGCUCUGUAAAUUACUGUGCAUCCUCUGCAGAACCAGUCUCCCUGAAAGAAGAGAUUUUAUCCGAGAUGGUGAAAGCAAAGUGGUUUAGUUUAAAUGAACCAAAAUAUGUAUAUUACAGUGCAGAUACCCUUCAAGAGGCUCUUCCACACAGAGAACCAGCUGAGCUUAGCAGCAGUGAGGAGCUACCAGUAAUCCGAGACAUGGCAGAAGCUGUGAAAUGGAUUGAUUCCAAUAACCAUCUGCUCAAAGGGCCGGUGGAAGAGCCUCUUUUCCUCACCAUGACUGAGGAGGAAAAGGAAAAGGCCCUCAAUGAUCUCAGUGAAAGCACAGACUCUUCGAGGGAGCCCUUUACGUUUCUUUUUCAGUUCAGGGAUGACAUGGAAUUAGUUAUACAAGAAUGUCAUGACAAAAUGGGCCUAAAACUGAACUGUUCAUUUGAUACAUUUUAAUUUAAAUUAAUGCCAUAUGGUCAUGACAAUGUGUGAAUUGUUUGUUUUGUAAAUUGUCAUUUUCAUUUUAUACAAAAUUGUCAUGGCAAAUUGUUUAGCAAGUUUAUUCCAUAAACUUUAAUUAUCUAGU
This is a messenger RNA of Carassius gibelio (silver crucian carp), 1530 nucleotides long. RefSeq lists its product as uncharacterized. The transcript is spliced from 4 exons. Bases 108 to 1400 code for a protein of 430 amino acids. The record is from RefSeq and is a predicted model, not a curated record. Lineage: Eukaryota; Metazoa; Chordata; Actinopteri; Cypriniformes; Cyprinidae.